Messenger RNA from Eublepharis macularius, 5924 nucleotides. RefSeq names its product interferon-induced very large GTPase 1-like. Gene Ontology annotation, biological process: regulation of apoptotic process. Gene Ontology annotation, molecular function: GTP binding. Bases 1 to 5805 code for a protein of 1934 amino acids. NCBI's taxonomy places the organism in Eukaryota, Metazoa, Chordata, Lepidosauria, Squamata, Eublepharidae. The record is from RefSeq and is a predicted model, not a curated record. The transcript has 5 exons.
AUGGCUUCAGCUGAAAAGCCCUCUGACAUUGUCCAGAAGGCCAGGGGGAAGUUGACUGAAGCUCUUCUUCAGAUAGAGACCGACUUGAUCCUGGAUGUGGUGGAUUCCCAUCUGCUCCUCACUCAGGGCGAGUACUUCUCCCUGAGUUGCACGAAGGAUCCGCAGGAGUUGCUACAAAACCUGUUUGACACAGUGUUGAAAAAGAGAGAGUCCGCACAAGAACAGUUCUUAGACUGCCUGGAAAAUCUGAGACACGCCUUCCCCAGUUUGCUCCCAGUUUCUGAAUAUUUGGAAAAUGGUCCUGUAAAUCCCACAAAUAAACUUCAGAUCACAAGCAAUACCAUGUUUUCUGAGAAAGGAAGCAGUACUGAAAAUAAAGCUCAGAACUUGAAUUCUGGUACAUCCUUCAUGGUUCCAAAGACGGAAAACACGGACAAGAAUCCAGAUGCUUCUGCAUCCUCAGAGGCUGGAAGAGACAUUGAGAAGCCAGAUGCCGCUUUGCUUUCAGGGGACAUGUGUGGAGUUAGGAAUCCGGACGCCAUGGACAAUGGAAAUAGAGUGGAGAAUGUAGACGAGGCUGCCUCGUGCCCUGAGAAAGAAGACCGAGAUGAGAACGUGGAGGUUUCUGUGUCCCUGGAGGCAGGAAGUGAGGUAGAGAGCCCAAACGUUUCUCCAUCAUCCAGGACAGGAAGUGGCAUUGAGAUGCUGGGUGCUUCUGCAUCCAAAGAGAAAGAAAGUGAAGCCAAGGGCCUGGAUGCCUCAGGAGGACAAAGUGGAACCCCAUUCCCAGUGAGAAUGGAAACAGCUGAGAGCCCAGACCAUGAGGCAGGAAGGGAUGCUGAGGGGCCAGAUGCUGGUAUGGUGCCUUCAGGAACGGGAAACAAAGAUGAGGACCGAAAUGUGGCUCUGUCCUCCAGCCAAGGAAGUGGAGUGAAGAAUCGGGAUGCCGCUGAGGAUGGAACUGGAGUGGAGGACCCAGGUGUGGCUGCUGCGUGCCCAGAGAGAGGUUACAGUCUGGAGCAAAGCCUGGAGCAGAAAGCUGAAGUUCAGCAAGAACUGGAGCAAGAGGAGAAACACCCUGCCAAAGAGAGAGAAAAAGCAAUUAAGGACGUUUUCAGAAAACUAAAAUUGCAGAAGAAAAAAAGCAAGUUCUCCCUACAAGAAGUCCUGGAAAUCAGUUCAGGGAGUCUAAAGGAGAGCAUCCCUUGUGCCGUGGGGGACCUGCCAUGGCAUUUUCUGAGGAAGGUCUUGGCUCUGAAUGUGACAGCCAGGAGCACCAGCCUUGAGAAGGAGGCCUCUGAUGAUCAGAAAACAAGAGAAGAAGAGGAGGAAAAUAUGAUUGAUGACAGUAUUUUCUGUACUGUCAGGACUGACGAGAGCAUUUCUGUGAAUCCCCUUGAUGUGCUUUGUGCUGUUCUGCUUUAUUCAGAGAGUUUCCUCCAGCGGGAGAUCCUUUUCAAAAUGUCCAUGUGCCAGUUUGCCUUGCCUUUACUUCUGCCUCCUUUAGAGACUUCUCAGUGCACCCUAAUGCUCUGGGCCAUGAGAGACGUUGUGAAAAAAUGGCGGCCCCAUUCCCUGGCUGACAGCAGGGGCUUUAGAGAGGAGAGCCUGGUGCUCACGUCCAUGCCGACCAUCUCCUUUGUGCGGAUGGGGAGUCUGAGUUUCUCCAAGUCCAAAUUUCUCAACGAGUUUCUGAGCCCCUCCCAACAGCACCACGAUUUCUUCGUACACCGAGACAUAGAGGGUGGGAACAUCCCUCGAAGAAUCGCUGAUGGAUUUGUAGAGAUUACCUGGUAUUUCCCGGGAGGGCAAAAGAGCUUGGAUCUUUUCCCAGAGCCACUUGCCGUUGCUAAUCUCCACGGAGAUGCUGAGGCACAUUGGGUACAGUUUAGCUUUUUAUCUGAGAUAUCCUCAGCAAUAUUCAUAUUUGCUGAACACAUUGGUAUAAGAGAAUAUGCCCUUUUGUCAUCGCUGAAGGAAUCAUCAACUAAGUACUACUUUAUCUUGGAGAAUCGUGGUGGAAAAGUUAAUGAAACUUUGAAUUUCUUAAAGAAAUUGGUUCCAGUGCUUCACCUCAGUAAAUCACAUAUCCUAGUAAAAAAUAGCAUGACUAAUACAGCAGAAUUUGUCGAACAGCUAAGAUCCACCAUUGGAAGAAUAAUCAACUGUCCUCUGAAAUGUGUGAGUAUACAAGAGAUGGCUACUGUGGCCCAUGAGCUUACGAUACAGGUGGAUGAGGACUUCAAAGAAUGUCAAGAUGCUCGUAAUUGUGCUUUAGAAAUCACGAGAGAUGUAAGAGAUGUAGCAGAUUACAAAAAAGACAUGCUGAAACUCCAAGGUGAUCUCUGGAAAAACUUGGCAAAAGUGGAGAAAGAAUUGUGCAGGAUGGAUAGGCAAGGGGACAUGCCUUCCGAAAAGUAUAGAUCUGAACUGACAGGCAAAUUGAUGGUUCUGCGUCAACAGCAAAAUGAGUGCGACCUCACUAUUGGUUUGAUCAAUUUCAUCCAUGGCAUUAAGGAUUCACAGUCAGCAAAAAAGCAUUACUUCUUAAAAUGGAUGAAGUUCAACCUGGAUUGCAUUGCUAGGGCGAAUCUCUCCAAGUUACGAGCUGAGUAUAAAGAGAAAUGUAAGCAUUUAGGAGGCGAGGUCCGGAAGAUAGCAGAGGUAGACCAGCUGAUUUCUUCUUCCUCCCUGGGUGUUGAGCACUUCAUGAGAGAGCUGGGUCAGUUUUAUGAGGCAGAAUAUUUGAUGGUUAAAGAAGGAAAAUUAAAUAAAAACAAAAGGCAGUUUGCCCAUUUCCCCAGCAUUGCUGCUGACCUUUUGCUGGAAGGAUUUCCUCUAGAGCUGAUCGAUGGAGAUGCCUCCAACAUUCCUCUGCAGUGGAUAACUGAUGUUCUGACUGUAUUGAAUAGCAAGCUGAGAAGUCGAUCCAGAAUGUUUGUGAUAACUGUACUGGGGGUACAGAGCACUGGCAAGUCCACCCUUCUCAACACCAUGUUCGGAUUGCAGUUUGCUGUGAGCAGCGGCCGAUGUACACGCGGUGCCUUCAUGACCCUUCUUAAGGUCAGGGAGAACUUGAUUCAUGAGCUGGGUUGUGAUUUCAUUCUGGUGAUAGACACAGAAGGCUUGAAAGCUCCUGAACUGGCCAAGCUGGAAGACAGCUAUCAACACGACAACGAAUUAGCCACUCUGGUGAUUGGGCUGAGCGAUAUAACAAUAGUGAACAUGGCCAUGGAGAAUGCCACUGAAAUGAAGGAUAUCCUGCAAAUUGUGACCCAUGCCUUCCUCAGGAUGGAGAGAAUUGGGCAAAAACCCAACUGCCAGUUUGUUCAUCAGAACAUCAGUGACGUUUCUGCACAUGACCAAAAUAUGAGGGACAGGAAACAUCUCUUGGAACAACUCAACAACAUGACCCAGGCUGCAGCCAAAAUGGAAAAACUUGACAAGGACAUCAAGUUUUCAGACAUCAUGGAUUAUGACCCAGAAAUACACAACUGGUACAUCCCAGGCCUGUGGCAUGGAGUCCCACCUAUGGCCUCAGUCAACAGGGGCUACAGUGAAAAGGUCUUUGAGUUAAAGAAGUAUCUAUUUGAAUUCUUAAGGGAACGUUCAGAGAAAAGGAGUCCCAAAGACAUCCCUCAGUUUAUUGAGUGGAUCAAGAGCCUGUGGAAUGCCGUGAAACACGAGAACUUCAUCUUCAGCUUCCGAAACAGCCUCAUAGCAGAAGCUUACAACCAGCUAUCUGCCAAAUACUCUGAAUGGGACUGGGGCUUCCGCAGAGAGAUGCACCUCUGGGUAUCCGAGCAGGAAACUUUCAUACAGAAUGCCUCACCUGAUGAACUUGACUGCUGGAACUGGCAGCUUGAGCUUCAAGAGAAACUUUUGCCUGGAGAGCAACAGAUUUUGGAGAAUUUGAACAAAUAUUUUGAAAAUGGAGCAUCAAAUCUGCAUUUGGUGGAAAGGUACAGAGAAGACUUUGUCAGGAGCACCAAAAGCCUGAAAAGUGAGCUUGAAAGUUAUUCUUACAACAAAUGUAAAGAUAGCAUUCACAUUAAAAAGGGUUGUCAAAGGAUUGACACCCUUCAAACUGAAUACUUGAAAGUAAUUGAAGGAAAAGUUGACAGGCUCCUUGAAGAAUGCAGGAAAGAGGAGCGCAGACUGGAUAAUGAAGAGCUGAGAAGGGAGUUUGAAAGAAUGUGGACAGAAACGUUGUCAGAAAUAUCACCCAUUCGUUUAGAGAAGAGGCAGAUAUGUGUAGAUGUUGAACGGUGUUUGAGGAAAGACUUGUCUCAUCGUGGAAGUUCGGUCAACCUAAAAGUACAAGGAGCAAAAAGUUUGUUAAACUACAGGAUGAUUACUUUUCAAAUGAAACCAGAAUAUAUAAAGUCAUCCUUAUGGAACAAAAUGAAGUGCAUGUUUUCUAAAAAGGAGCAUUCAAACAAAGCUGAGGAAGUUGCCAACUCAUUGAUGUCCAAAUGCAUGGUGUACAUUGAUGAAAAGGCCAGCUGCAGAGGAGAUUAUGAUGAAACCUAUUGUGGGGAACUUCUGCAUAUGAUCAAUCAGAAGCUUCAGCAGGACGAGGUGCAAAAGCUUCAUACCACAUCCUGCUUCGAAGUGGACCUAAAACUUCACAUUUUAGGAGAGGCAGCUCAUGUAUUCCAGAACAAACAUGAAGAUUUCAUUAAGGAAAACGAUCCCCAGAUACGCCUGGAGAAAUUAAAACCUCAGUAUUUCUCCAUUUUCAGAAAUCAUUAUCUGGAAAGAGAUGCCCAACAAAAUCGGGCUAAGGAUUUUUGUGACCAGUGCCUCCAUCCUGCCCUAGUGGAUUAUGUCAACAAAAAACUUGGCAUAGAAAUAGUGGAUGACAUCCUCAGUGGUACACAGUCCAUUGGGUACACCAGUCGGAGCUUCUUCCAGUUUACGGUCCUGAAGGAGCUGUUGGAAGAGAGAAAUGUCAACAAUUAUGUGAAAUAUAUCGGAUCCUAUGAAGAGUUUGUGAAGAGCUGGAUCAUGAGAGAAAUACUGGGGCACUAUGCAGACAAACAGCAUCUGCUCAACCUGGAGAAGGAUAUUCUCUCUGCAAUAAUAAAGAAAACUGUAGAAAUGCUGAAGUACCCGCAACAUGAAGGUUGUAACACGAUCUCAGAAUUCUUGGCAAUUUUUUGCAAAGCAAUGCAGAAGGAUUUGGUUAUUUCUAAGGACAGCCUGGUGGGAAUACAGUUUAAGAACAUUACUGAUCCUGGGCAGUUUUCUGUCUGUGUUGCAAGUUUUCUUCCUGAUUUGGAGAAACAAAUACUAUCUGAGUUUGAUGACUUGGAUAUUGAAUUGAAACUUUCCAAACUGCCAGUGAAGCCCCAGGAUGAGUUCUUCAAGCGGGUGUUUGGCUGCAGGAAGCAGUGUCCCUUCUGCAAAGUGCCCUGUGAGGCUGGAGGAAGUGCUCAUAAGGCACAUUUUGCAUCUGUCCACCGGCCUCAAGGACUGGGAAGAUGCAGAGAAAAAGAUUCACAAAAGCUAGUGUAUAGCCUGUGCUCCACUGAUGUGGCUUCCCAGUGCCGAUUCAAAAAUCUAGAAACAGGCUGGGAAUGGCAUCCGUACAAAGAUUACCGAGUCUAUUAUCCAGACUGGUGCAUCCAACCGGAUCCCAGCAUCAAUGCUUCUGACUACUGGAAGUUUGUUUUUAAAGAGUUCAAUCAUGAUUUUGCAUAUUACUAUAAGGCUAAGCCAGCAGAUCUGCCAGAGGACUGGAAAAGUAUUACUGAGGAACAGGCACUGGAGGCUUUAAUGGAAACCUACAAUAUGCAGUAAGCACUACUAUCGUGAAAGCGUUUGGCUAAUAGUAAAUACUGUGAGUUUCACCAAAAUUUGGCAUUAAUGAAACAGUUUAAAAUUUCUGCAAUUAUUUUUUUGCUAAUGUCAGAUGAUUC